AUGCGCGGGGGCGGGGGCGCGCUCGCGACCGCGCCGCGGACCACGCGCGACCGCACGUACGCGCGCAUCGACGUCCCAGACCCGGAGGGCAGGCGCGAGCGCGACCAGGUCCUGUUCCAUCACCCGAACGGCCUCGUCGUCGUGUGCCUCGCGCCUCGAGUCGGCGGCGGCGCGACGCGAGAUUCGAAGACGACGACCGUCGUCGUCGACCGCGGCGCCGACGACGCCGACGCCGGCGAUCUCGCCCCGUCCGCGUCCGCGUCCGCGUCCGGCGCGCCGUCGAUCGUCUCCGUGGACUUCAGCCUCGGGAAGGGCAAGGGUCACCAGUCCAACGACGUCGUGAAGGGCGGAGGGAAGAAGAAGCGCGGCGCGAAGCUCUUGAUGGCGAACAGCGGCGUCGCGCGCGUGUCGACCGACGAUGGGACGUCGUGGACGGCGCGCGCGUGCGCGAAGGGGAGACUGCUGGAGGUGAACGAGCGGCUGAUCGACGAGCCGGGGCUGGCGUCGACGGACCCGCUGAACGAGGGGUUCUUGUGCGUGGUGCAGCCGCGCGCGGAGGACGCGCGCGAGCUGACGCGGCGGGCGGGCGCGAAGGGCGGCGGCGGCGGCGGCGGCGGCGGCGGCGAGGCGACGAACGAUGAUGAUCCCGCCGCCGCCGCCGGGGACGGGGACGGGGACGGGGACGGGGGGAACAAGCGGAAGCGCGAGGCCGCCGCGGUCGUCGUCGCGCUCGGGUUCGACGACUGA
Micromonas pusilla CCMP1545 is the source of this 747-nucleotide messenger RNA. RefSeq lists its product as uncharacterized. Bases 1 to 747 code for a protein of 248 amino acids. Gene Ontology annotation, cellular component: nucleus. The record is from RefSeq and is a predicted model, not a curated record. The transcript has a single exon. NCBI's taxonomy places the organism in Eukaryota, Viridiplantae, Chlorophyta, Mamiellophyceae, Mamiellales, Mamiellaceae.